Daphnia pulex (common water flea) is the source of this 2840-nucleotide messenger RNA. RefSeq lists its product as uncharacterized. The transcript is spliced from 10 exons. Gene Ontology annotation, cellular component: endoplasmic reticulum membrane; plasma membrane; endoplasmic reticulum-plasma membrane contact site. Bases 314 to 2116 code for a protein of 600 amino acids. Gene Ontology annotation, biological process: intracellular sterol transport. NCBI's taxonomy places the organism in Eukaryota, Metazoa, Arthropoda, Branchiopoda, Diplostraca, Daphniidae. Gene Ontology annotation, molecular function: sterol transfer activity; sterol binding. The record is from RefSeq and is a predicted model, not a curated record.
GUGUGUACUACGCCACCAGCAACACCCACACACAAAAGAUGCGAAUUGUUUUCUCCACCCGCAACGCACAGAAUCACGCAACACCACCGUCAAGGUGUGGGAGAUAUUCGGUGAUUCGGGACUCUGAUGCCAGUCUCUAUCGUGCUCUCAUUCGCCAUUGUACGGGCUCGUAUUAUCUCUCGGAAACAUCUCAAAAUUCAUUGUUGAUUUUUCAUAAUUAGAGCUUCUUGAAUUAAUUCAAUUAAAACAACACACAAUUGGUGCUGAUAUUUUUUAUUGUGGCUUGUUUUGAUCAGAAACAUAAAGAUCGAGAAUGAACUGGAAACGUCGUUUUAGUUCGGCUAGUGUCCACGAGUUCUUGUCGCCACAUCCGGUGCGCAUCCGGACUUGGUCAGAUUCCGUUGCGGAAGUGGCCACCGCCGAAGAAAUGGCAGAGCGGGACUCGGAGCUGGCCGAAGCCCACCGACGCCGCAGUUCGAACGCUAGUAGCACUGGCGUCGGGGGUAGCACGGAAAAUCAUCAGCAUCAGUACGUGACCGGUUUUUUGGCUUCUCAAACUUUGGAUCUUUUUCUCGCCGUCCCUCACAUUCAGCCGGCCAUCACCAACACCACCGCCGUAAGAUAUGACGACUUGAGUCGAUCCUUGCUGUCGGAAAACGAUGACGUGAAAUCGGACAACGUCCAUUGCAACAAACUCAGCCGAAGUAGUUCACUGCGUCGUUCCAGCGAUUUGAAUUCGUCUGCGUCCUCUACUGUCUCACCGAAACCUUGGCGUCGUUUUUCAGAGAGAUUCAGUGGUGCCACCUUGAGCGCUGCUAUGGCGUCUGCUACCAAAUUGAGAAGGAACACGGUUGUGGCAGUGUCAACCGGCAAGCUGGAUCAAGUAGCUUUGUCCGUCGACGCUCGUACUAGUACUGCACAGUCCGAGGAUCCAAUGACGAUAGUUGAACCAGCACUUAUUACUAGUCCUAGUAACAAGGAAAACAAUCAGACUUUAUCGUCGACCGAAUCGCAGCAGAAAAAUCACCAACUGAAAAAGUUCAGUCAGAGCACUCCAGCUUUGCCGCAACUCCACUAUGAUCUCCAAGAUCUCGGUCGAUCCAAAUCGAAACAGAAAAAGUUCCUUCGUCACUUUCCUUACGUGCCCAGAGAUGAACGCGUCCUCAACCAUUAUUCAUGUGCCUUGGUUGGUGACAUCUUCUUGCAAGGAAACUUGUAUGUUACAUACAAUUACUUUGCAUUUCACUCGAAUGUCUUUGGCUAUGUCAGGAAGAUACUUAUUCCCAUGGCUGAUGUUCGCAAAAUAACCAAGGAAAAAACAGCCAAAUUCUUUCCAAAUGCCAUAGCCAUCACCACAGCUACGGAAAAGCACCUUUUCAGUUCUCUCAUGUCUAGAGAUGUUGCCUACAGGUUAGCAUUGAGUGUCUGGAAGAAAUUCCACUUUCCCAAUCGCAUGGGAGACUGCUUAGAUGGAGAAAGGGAACAUGAGGGUUCAUCACAAAAUGGAGAACAUUCAAGCAAUGAAUCUUCACAGAAUUCAGUUGAAGGUUUAAUAAUUAGUCCUGAAAUCGGCAGCGUUCAAAUAACUACUGCCACGGAAGCAACCUCGUCGGAUCCGGAUGAAAAUGAUUCGGCUCUCGAGCGUUCGUAUUCUCCUACACCUGAACGUGAAGAGGCAAAAGACGAAAGACUUUCUCUUGGACUGUCUUCAUCCAUUGCCAAAUCGAGGAAAAGUCUAAUGAAUUUCUUUUCUUCUCGUACGUCUCUGGUCAACGAAGAAGAUGGAGACGAUGACGAUGUAGUAUCAGAUGAUCUCGGCGAAACGUUUGACAACCGUUCAUCAAAAUUGCAUAACAACCCUUUUGAGCUAACCUGGGGUUCCAGUGGCAUAUACCUACUUCUAGUCAUCUUGUGCCUGUCAGCGGGCGUACUGUGGUAUCGAAUAUUUCUGCUGCAUUCUCAUCUUGAACUGAGAUUGUCGCCAGAAGCGGUUGGGGACACGUCUCCUGUCAACUCUCUGUACUCUCCUCAGAUGCAAGAAAUAGUCGACAAUUUGCAUCUGUUACUAACGUCUCGUUCGACCAACGAGCAAAGGGAGAGAUCGACCGUGGCUUGAAAAUAGCGCUUUUCUGAGCUACUUCAAUCAAUGGCAAAUAUGAGGCAUAUUUAACCCUCCACUUAAAUUUUCCUUUUCAAUCGACACGCGGUGAAUUUACCCAAGGAAUAAUCCCUACACACCAAAAACACCUCUACGUUUCUCUCGAAUCGCAUCGACAUUUUUCUUUUUCUUCCUUAUUUCUGUUUCAAGGAACCCAACCGAAAAUAUUCAAAAGUCUCUCGAAUUGUUAUUCACGUCACAUCUCUAAAGCGAUAGCUAUAAUUUCGUGUUUUUACUAUUUAAUUAUUUCAUAAGAAGAGUCUAUUAUUGUACAUCAAUUGGAGGAUGCCAUGUUUGUUUUUUUAUUAUUUGUGUUACUUUAGAACUCUUCGGAUGAUUAAUGACAUAGUCACCCAUUAUUGACAUAUCCGACAUUCCGAGUGAUUUCUUUUCUCUAUCGUCUAUAGUUCUAGUCCAGACUGUAGUCGGCAGAUGAUAAUCGACUGUGAAAAAUUGUAAUUUGUUGCGAGCAACAUCAUCACCUGCCUUAUAAUUAUGCCUCAGAUUUAAAAUACGACUUGUUUUUUGGUUGUUUCCAUAGCAAACAUAAAUUAAUCCGAGUUUGUUUUCUCUUAAUACCCCUUAUAUAUAUAUAUAUAAGCUUAGAUGGAUACUUAUUGUGUUUUUUUUUUGUUUCCUUUUGGCAACGCAAAGAAAUACAGGAAACAGGAUGUGGAAUGCA